Carassius gibelio (silver crucian carp) is the source of this 2958-nucleotide messenger RNA. RefSeq names its product glycoprotein M6Ba (gene gpm6ba). Gene Ontology annotation, biological process: central nervous system myelination; axon development. The coding region runs from base 254 to 1123 and encodes 289 amino acids. Gene Ontology annotation, molecular function: structural constituent of myelin sheath. The record is from RefSeq and is a predicted model, not a curated record. Gene Ontology annotation, cellular component: myelin sheath; plasma membrane. Lineage: Eukaryota; Metazoa; Chordata; Actinopteri; Cypriniformes; Cyprinidae. The transcript is spliced from 7 exons.
UUAUGUCAACCUGACUGGCAGUGGAGUGGCUGUUUUUCCUCGCCUCUCACGGAUUCUCUCGCCUCCGCGUAUCUGCUUGUAGUCUUCUUUUACGCGAGAUACUCGGCUGAGCUCGUAUCGUUUAUGAAUCAAUUAUCUGCCAGAAAUCCGUUCUGACAAAACAAAUUUGAAGUGGGCUGUAAAAUAUACUCCUAUAUAUUGGAGAAAGAGAGACCAGGCAAAAGGGAAGUGUAUCCAACCUACUCUUUUCCAAAUGGAUGGGAUGAAACCAGAAGCGACGGCUGAGGAGAAUCAGGAUGAAAGGGAAGAAAGCAAAGGCUGCUUCGAGUGUUGCAUCAAGUGUCUGGGCGGUGUCCCUUAUGCAUCUUUGGUGGCUACCAUCUUGUGCUUUUCGGGUGUUGCUCUGUUCUGCGGCUGUGGGCAUGUGGCACUUACGGGCACUGUGACCAUGGUGGAAAACCACUUUUCACGUGUCACCUCCGACCAUGCUACCCUCACUGAUGUGGUUCAGAUUUUGCAGUACAUCAUCUAUGGAAUCGCCUGUUUCUUCUUCCUGUAUGGCAUCAUCCUGUUGGCUGAAGGCUUUUACACCACCAGUGCUGUCAAAGAGAUGCACAGCGAAUUCAAGACCACUGUGUGUGGACGCUGCAUCAGUGCCAUGUUUGUGUUCCUCACCUACAUUCUGGGCUUGGGUUGGCUGGGCAUCUUUGGCUUCUCUGCGGUGCCCGUUUUCCUGUUUUAUAACAUGUGGACUGCUUGUGGAGCCAUGAAGUCCCCUAUUGCCAAUCUCACCUCUGUGGACAACAUCUGUGUCGAUGUGCGACAGUAUGGAAUCAUCCCAUGGAACGCUAUUCCUGGUAAAGCCUGUGGCUCCACGCUAAGUGCUAUCUGCAAUACUAGUGAGUUCUAUUUGUCCUACCAUCUUUAUAUUGUUGCCUGUGCUGGAGCUGGAGCCACUGUGAUCGCACUGAUCCACUACCUGAUGAUCCUGGCAGCAAACUGGGCCUAUCUCAAGGGACUGUGUCAGCAGACUCAUGCCUACCAGGACAUCAAAACCAGAGAUGAUCAAGAGCUGCAGGAUGUGCAGUCACGCUCAAAGGAGGGUCUAAACUCCUACUCAUAAACAGUUCUCCCAACUCUUAUCUACCCAACCUCUUUCUAACCUGUUCUAGACCACACCAACACACACACACACACACACACACACACACAAACCUGCCACCCUCAGAUGAAACACUAUACACAAACUAACACUGCUAAGCACUGCGCUAUCCUGACUAUACAUCAUAACAGUGGUAUAAGUUAGUUAUAAUCAUGAUGAAACAUGUCAGGCAAGAUAUUAAACAUCUGUAACAAAUGAUGAGUGGAAUCAUGCAGUUUAUGGUGAUAGGAUGUGUUUUUCUCAUCUUCAUGGUGCAAAAGACCAAUGGUAUAAAAGUGUAUGUAUUCUAGUAUCGUACUGUCAUUUGCAAGUAUUUUUGAAUUGCUAGAAAGUGUACGUACAGUGUAGAGUCAUGGUUAUAACUGGGUUAUGUUUGGUUUUAUGAUGCAUUGUCUUGGUGAAGCGCUGCUUAAAUGAUAGACUGUCUGCACUAACUCCUCACAGACAUUUUGCAGGAACUUCCUUUUUUUUGGCGUUUUAUACAUAUAUAAAUAUAUAUAUAUAAUUGUGUGAAAGUGAAUGAAUGUUGUUGUUUUUUUAUUUUAUUUUUAUUAUGGGUCCCAGGUUGUGUAUUGAAAAUGUCUGUUUAUUUAGAAUUUUUCUCUGAUCUCUAUGGCUUCUAUCUCUCAGAUCUCUAUCUUAGAUUUCUGAAUUCACCUUUUUCCAACUCUCUUUCUUACUUUAUUUUUGGAGGGGGUGGGGAACAAUACUGGUUCUUGACAAAUUGCACUAAUCUCGUAAUAGAAAGCUGGCGUAUUAACACACACACACACACGCACACAUGCACAUAAAUUAGAAAAAAAUUAAAUAAAAAAAAUUCAAAUAAAGGAUGCUUCCUUAAAGCUGUCAAUCUUGAGUAUCAUUAUCAAACAGUCAACCUUCAAAAUUAUAUUCUGACAACUGUGUCUGACUGAUUUAAAUCUGACAGGCUAAAAAAGGUUUUUAUAUAUAUAUAUAUAUAUAUAUAUAUAUAUAUAUAUAAUAAAAAAUAUUAAAUGAACUAAUGCUAAAUUAUUUACUAAUAAUGUCUAACCUAAACUGCCCUCAUCAGCUAUACAGGUUACAUACUUUUCUUCAGUUUUAUUGAUAAAUCUAGAUAUGUUUCAGUCUUCUAGAAUUUGUUCUUAUGGCAAGAUUGGUGUUUACUAUGAGUUUAAUGAGAUGAUUGUGACUCCUCUGUUUGAGUUAUUGCUUUGUGGACGUGAAACUCUGAAAAUGGUUUGAAUUUACAGUCAAAUAAUACAGCCUUGUUUUUGCAGUGUAUUUUUUUCCUAAUUGGUCUCUCUCUCCAUCUCUUUCUAUUACUACUUUUACAAUAUGACUCUUUUUAUUGAUCUGACUUUUAACUAAAAUGAUUAUUCUCUGUAAUGUCCCUGUAAAUAUAAGCAUGUUAGUAUUGUCCACAUAUACAGUUGUUUAAUACCAAUUAUAUGCCAUUUCUUGCUGUAUGUUAAAUUAUGUUAAAGGGAUCUUAAAGGGAUGUGUAAGAUGUUGAUCUAUUUACCCUGUUUUUGAAAAAGAAGAUGUGUGCCUGGGUGUUCUAUUGUUCCCUGAUUAUUGCAUGAAGGAGAGAUAUUUCACUUUGUUUUGCAGUACUAUAAGUGAUGUGUAGUCCAUUGUUCUAAUGAACUACAAUUGACAGUGUCCCAUCUUUCUCCGAAAAACAAACCCCUGUAUGUUAUUGGAAACUGUAGUCUUAGGUGUUUCAUAGUCGAUUUUAUUUGAAGUCAGAUGUUUUAUGAAUCCUGGAUAGUGAUUUUUGUAACCUUCUCUAGUAAAAUAUUUUCUAUGAUCUA